This is a messenger RNA of Python bivittatus (Burmese python), 4534 nucleotides long. Lineage: Eukaryota; Metazoa; Chordata; Lepidosauria; Squamata; Pythonidae. The record is from RefSeq and is a predicted model, not a curated record.
GGGAAGCCCCCUCCCCGCUCUCCGGGUCUGUCUUUCCGACGCUGGGUUGGGGUGCUCGAGAGGCCGCUGGGUUCUGCACGGAAGGGCCCCCGGUUAUUCUCGGGAACCUCCGUCAGCCCUUUGCGGAGCGGCGCAUCCUUUGGGCCUGGUCUGCUGGAAGGAGCUGCUUGAUCUCCCCUCUUGCGGGAGAAUCUUGCUUUCAUAUCUGCGAAGACUUCAUUCCAGGAUCUGUUUUGCCUUGUUUCGUAAGGACAGAUUUGUUUCCGGUAGCUCAGGAUGGGAGACCAGAGGCAGCGUUCGUUAUCCACAUCCGGAGAGUCACUAUACCAUGUUCUAGGACUGGACAAGAAUGCCACGUCAGAUGACAUCAAGAAAUCAUACAGGAAACUUGCAUUGAAAUAUCACCCCGAUAAGAAUCCAGAUAAUCCAGAAGCUGCAGAUAAAUUUAAAGAGAUUAACAAUGCACAUGCAAUAUUGACUGAUGCUACGAAAAGAAAUAUUUAUGAUAAGUAUGGCUCUUUGGGCCUGUAUGUAGCAGAGCAGUUUGGAGAGGAAAAUGUGAACACAUACUUUGUGUUAUCCAGCUGGUGGGCCAAGGCACUGUUUGUCUUCUGUGGACUCAUAACUGGGUGCUACUGUUGUUGCUGUCUCUGCUGUUGCUGUAACUGUUGCUGUGGAAAGUGUAAACCGAAACCCCCUGAAGGAGAUGAGCCGGAGUAUUACGUCUCUCCAGAAGACUUGGAGGCCCAAGUACAGUCAGACGAGAGGGAGAACUCCGACGCCCCAAUUGUGAUCCAGCCAGCCUCGGCCACAGAGACGACUCAGCUCACGGCAGAUUCUCACCCCAGCUACCACACCGAUGGAUUUAACUAAGUUAAGGAAGCACUUAUUAACCCGAAUGGAUAAGAAUAAAUCAUAUAUGGCCAAUCCAACACUAAGAAUCAUGGACAUUAGGAAUAGAUUAUGGAGAAGGGAGGUGUUUGCCAUGUUGAUUGGGCAGCUUCCAACCUGCUGAGAAUAUUUUGUAAUCCCCCCUUCAUCUUUUGUCACCUUCAGUGUCGUAUCUCGAUGAGACAUGGAAGUACUGUAGCAUGCCGAAUUUAAAUCAGUUUAGCUUUAGUCUUCUUUUUGUUGUUGUUUCCAUUCUGUUUUUAAAGAAAGAAUAGCAUGUGUGAAGUUUACAUUAUAAACGUUUUUUGUGUUGUAAAUGUACUAAGGAGUUUAUCAUGACGAGUGUGACGGAUACAUUCUGCAUUUUAAGCAGUAAUACCAGUUAGAAAUGAUGAGCAUUUUUCAAAGAGAGCUUAAAUUUAUCAAAGGAGCCACCAUACUUCCAUACAGUUGAGCUACAAGUACCCUUCUUCUUCUUCUGCUCGUUUGCUCCACUUGAGAGCAGCAGAGAGUUCCGAUUUCCCACCUGCCCAUUUGUACCUGGCCUCUGCCUCAAUAAGUUUAUUUUGAAAAAUGCUGGUGUUGCAAGGAAGGGAGGGUUUUUUUAGGAGAAGAAUGCUUUUUUCUGGAAAUUUUGUUUCUGUUUCUUCUUCGUAGCCAUCCAAUGCUUCGUAGGUGUCUUGCCCAACCUGAUGUUCUCCACAGGAGCGGGGAGUUGUAAUCCACUGCAUUUGAAAGGGAUCACGUUUGGGAAGUUUGCUUUGCAUUAAGACAUUGCUGGGUGGGAGAGGGCCAAAAUAGUGGUUUUACUACAAAACUAGAAGUUACUUGAAUCAUCUCUCGGCACUUAAAUUAAAAUGGACAUUAUUCUUGUUUAAAUUUAAAUACAAGCAUUCCCCAAACUAUUUAUAGUUAAACCUUGCCAUUUUUUUUUUUUACAAAUGUAUGUUCUUACUGUCCAGCUUGAAUGAAGUGUUAGUGAAAAGUCGAGAGCAACUUUUAGGUUUCUGUUGAAUAUACAUUGGUCUGACAAUGUUCUCAAAUUACUCUUUUUUAAAAAACAACAACACAUUUAUCAGGGUCCACUUUAUAAAUUAUGUGUUCUAGUUGUAUACUUAGGUUUAUUUUUAAUUUACUUUUUAAAAGUCUCUAACGUCUAGCUCACGGCUCCUUAAACUGGUACCAACUGGCAGGUGUUGGAGGUGCAGCUCUCAGCGUUCACCAGCCAGUGUGUUCGCUUCCUGCCUGGGAGCAUACCGCAGUGAUGUCAAGCAUGCCAUGAUGUCAUCGCUCCAUUGAUGUAAUUUGAGCCAGUUGCUGCCAACCUGCGUGAUACCAUCAUGGUUUCUACAUUAUCCCACUGAUACAUGAUGUUGUGGCAGUCAUAGCAUCGUAGGGCUGAUGCAAAUGACAUAAUUCAUGUCCUUUGCACCAUGACAGACUUAUGCAUGAGAUGUCACUUGACUUACACCACCACCACCACCCCCAUAUUCAUGGCUGGGAAUUUUGGGAUUUGCAGUCCCAACACAUCCAGAGGCCACCAGGUUGAGGAAUAGUGAACUAGCAGGUCACAAUUCUGAUAGUGAGAACUAGAAUUAGCUGCAGUUGCUCCUUUCCCAACCUGCAGUGCAGGAAUCAGUCUGAAACUGAUGGAGCAGGCAGAGCAGGAGUCGGCCAGAUGGCCAGAACCACCCUGCCAGAUCCACCUUGAAUCCAUGCCUGGAUUUACCUGGCUGGCUGGUUUCUUUCUCUGCCUCAGUUCUUUCUUUAUAAAAUGGGAGCGAUAAGUCUCAAGUGUCCAUACUUUAUUGUGUAGUACUUUGCAUAUUUGAAGUAGUAUGUGAUAGAGUUGUAAUGUCUAAAUGGCUAUUUAAAAAAAAACAAAAAACCACUUGCUUUUCCAUGUAUCUGUCUAGAGGAACGUUCUGCAGAGAAUGUUCUCUUCUAGAUCAGCUCUUCCCUCCCUGGGCUUCUAAUGAACACUUUCUCUGUGAUGGGUGGGGGAAUCCACCAUGAACGGAAACUCUGUGUGCAUCAAGGCAGUGGGUGUUUCCAGGUUUCCUCAGAGGUCCAGUGCCGCUUCAGUCUCACUGCAGAGUAUGUUAGGUUUGUUAAUAAAGGCAUCAGUCAGAACCUCCCCUUUUUUUCAGCUGCUCCUGCUUUGAUCGUGGAUCCCCCCCACCAUCACUUCCCCACCCCCUUUGUCUCCCAGUCUCAUUCUCACUUUGAACUCUGAGGCUGGGCUCUACGCCCACAACAUCCCAUCACCGGCAGCAGACUGUCGCUGCACCAUUUGCAUCACGUGCGUGAGGGUGUCAUGGCACAUGCGAUAUUGUCGUAACUUCUGCUGGGUGUCUGCACCGGAAAGGACUGUAUCGCUUCAGACUGCAGGUGGGAGCUACGAAUUUGAAUGCUCCCUGGUAUAUAUUUGUGCAUGUGUUGAAUUGUUGCAAAGUGAAAACUUUCACUCUAGGCUGUUGGGCUGUUCUGCAGGUUUUCUAUUUUAAGGUGGUUGCUUUUUUUUUAAAGCAUGCAACAGUCCCAUCUCACAUAAUACUUGAAAUAGUAGGUCAGUCCUGUCUGUUUGGUGUUUUGCUGUGUGUGGAUGACUUCCCUUCCCUUUUUCUGCAGCUUCUCCUUAAAUGCUUCUGUGUGGCUUCUUCUCCCCCUACCAGACCUAGAAAUAACUCUGAAUUUUUAACAAUUUGAAGGAUGAUGUUCAAACCCAUCCCAUUUCUAAAACUGCAAGUUGGCUAGUACCCUGCUAGCCUAGUUAUACUCUGAGUUCACUUGCAGAAUCUGAAGUUUCACCUCUUGGAUUGCCAAAACCAGUCUGUCAUGCAGAGCAAGUGCUUAACCCUGAUUAAUAAUGGAGUUUAUUAAUUUAUUGUAUAUAUGGAUUUUCAAAGUCUCAUCUUGUUUAUGUAACAUAAUCUGAAAUGAAAACAAUGGAUUAGUAGUAAAAUGUAUAAACAGUGGCAGAGUUCACUAAUAAUUAGUUGUGUUCUGCUUGCUAAGGUUUACUCUUGAUUUUUGUAAGGCAAAAAAUGAUCACUUGACUUGAGGCCGGCAGAACACAAUUGGGACUCUAGAGUGUAACGUUUAGCCAAACAAAAAACAAAAAAGCACCCACCCUCGGAGAUGAAACUUGAUUAUUACUUCAGUUUUGUCAGUUUUGUACAUUCCCUCAUGCCCUACUAGUCUGUAAUUUCAAAUCACAGGAAUUUGAAUUCCAAAUCACUGGAAACAAGCUGCUGUUCUCUCUAAAUUGGCUUAAAAAUUGUUAUUAUUUUAAUAGAUUUUACAGGAACUUCCUCCUUUCCUUGUCAGUCAUGCCUCCUAUGUCUUUGUGUAAUUUCAAGGGUAUCCAUGGGGAAGGAGGUGUCAAAAAAGUCAAGAUGGUGUCCUCAACCUUGCAGUCAAGCUCUUGUCACUUUUUUACACAUGCUGUGCAUCUGACACCCAUAAACGGGCAGGGCUUCGACUGCACAAUUGUGACCUUCUUGACUUUUGACCCUCUCCCCAGGGAUGCUCUUGGUGUAAUUACUUAAGGUGGAUCAGAAAUAGUUUAAACGGGUGAUUGGUUUAGACCAGUGUUUUUCAAACUUGAUAACUUUAAGAAAUGUGGAUUUCAACUCCCAGA